AUGUCUACUCCUAUAAGAAACGACAAAAAGAAGAAUAGAAGAAGUAGGAAAAAGAGAAGAACGGAAGAUUUCUCGUCAGAUUCAUCAGAUUCAUCCGAUUCAGAAUCAUCUAGCCAUACACAGGAAGAGAACAUUGAAGAAGUUAUAGAGGAGAAGGCUUCCAUCCCUAAGCAAGCAAUUCGUAGCCAUGCAAGUCUUAACCUUGAUGACAUAGACGUCUUAUCCGAUGACGAUGAAUCCAAUACCUCCUCUACCCUUCAAGCUAUAUCAGACGAUACUCAUAAGAAAUUACGCCAGGUAAAUUUAACAACCACUAUGUUAUCGAAUACUACUGGAUUGGGAGGCAGUCAAAUGAAAAACAUUGACACCAACCAAGUCAAAGAAACCAUAUCUAAGGAUAAAACGCAAUUAAACAACGAAUACUUAAUGUUGAUGGCUUCAACCUAUGGCAAUGACUUGGAUGAGCUAAGAAAGAAGCCAGAUUUCACUCAGAAAUCUUUAGUAAUUUUAGCUAAGGCACUUCAAUCUGGUGCCAAUAUGUUUGAUGAGGACACUUUAAAUGCUAUUCUUAGCAAAUAA
Messenger RNA from Dujonia railenensis, 579 nucleotides. Lineage: Eukaryota; Fungi; Ascomycota; Pichiomycetes; Serinales; Debaryomycetaceae. The record is from the annotation of a GenBank genome assembly.